CCAUGAUCGCGCACUUAUGAUGUAAUUCAACUAUCAAAUGGCUCACUUAUUACGAUUUACAGAACACAAAGUCCAAAUUUCUAUUGCAUUGUCAAAGGAACUUUGUCUCAAGUGAUGAAAAUUGAUACAAUAGAAAAAAAAAUGUGAAAAUUAUUUCUAGAUUGAAAAUCUUUUUUUAAAAUUGAAGAAAUAUUUCAAAAAGAAGUUAUACGUUGUCAAUAAUCAAAAACACGUGUUUUAGUUUUGUUGUGUAAACAUUGGAAAUUUUUGUAAAUAUGUAUUUACUUUUACGAUAAAAAAAUUAAAAUGUUAUUAUUUGCUUCUUCUGUUUUACGACAAUCAACAAAUGUUAGUUGUUGUUACAAAAUAAAACAAUCUGGAUUGAAACCUAACCUCAGCUGCUUGCUCCGUUUUAUGUCAACAGAUCAAACAUUAGUUACUUUGAAAGAUGUCGUCAAAGUUGUAAAACCAGCGAAAAAUCCAGAGUACGUGCCAAGAAGUUAUUUAAAGGAACCGAGCCAGGAAAUUUUAAGACAUUUAAGAUGGAUGCUGCAGAAAGAUAUUUUAGGACAAGAUAUGUUUCUAAUGGGAGCGCCAGGACAAAGAAGAAGGAAUCUCGCUUUAGCUUAUUUAGAAUUAAUAGAGAGAGAAGUCGAAUUUAUUGCCUUAUCACGCGAUACAACCGAAGCUGAUCUUAAACAAAGAAAAGAAAUUGAAAAUGGAACGGCAAAUUAUCAUGAUCAAAGUGCAGUGAGAGCUGCAAUAAAUGGUAGAAUUUUAAUUCUCGAAGGUAUUGAAAAGGCAGAAAGAAAUGUCCUGCCAAUAUUGAAUAAUCUUUUGGAAAAUAGAGAAAUGCAUCUUGAGGAUGGAAGAUUUCUGAUACCUGCUUCUCGUUAUGAUAAAUUAUUAAAGGAACAUUCUCAAAAGGAAUUGGAUUUUUGGCGAUUAGUUCGAGUUAGUGAGGAUUUUCGAGUAAUUGCCUUAGGACUUCCUGCGCCACGAUAUUCUGGACAUCCUUUAGAUCCACCGCUUAGAUCAAGAUUUCAAGCAAGACAUAUUUCAUCACCAAGUUUUGAGGAGCAACUUGAGGAAAUGAAAAAAUUAACUCCUAACGUUGAUCCUGGCAAAUUAUCUCAAUUUCUCUCCUGCUGUCAUGCUCUUGCAACCGAAGAAGCUCUAAAUUUGGGACUUCCUGAUUUUCCCCUAGACAAUGUGACGUCCGCUGCAUUUAUUUUGGAAAAUUUUCCAAACACGAGUGUUUAUAAUGUAUUUUAUAGAUAUUAUCCUUAUAAAUUAUUUUUAACCAAAGAAGGUAAAACAGCAGUCGAAGAUAUUCUAGAAACAUUUGGCGUUUUAGAUAAAAAAUCAAUAAAGGAAGAAAAUAGUAGUGUAAAAGAUAUCAAACUAUUAGAUAGUAAAGCAGAAGUAAUUAUUAAUUCAAAUGGAGAUGAAACAAUUGUUAAUGUUCCAGCAGGUUCUGGACAUUGUAAAAAUUCACUGGAGUGGUUUGUAGAUACUUAUUAUCAAAAUGCAUUAAUUGCUAAUAUGAUGAAGACUCACUUGACAUUGGAUUGGUGUCUUGUUGGUCCGAAAGGUUGUGGAAAAUCUGCAACAGUCACAAAAUUAGCGAAUUUGCUAGGUUAUCAAAUUGAGCCCAUAGUGCUUUAUCAGGAUAUGACUUCUAGGGAUCUUAUUCAGCAAAGAACAACUUUGAUUAAUGGAGAUACUGUUUGGAAAAAUUCUGCUUUAAUUACAGCCGCCCUGGAAGGGAAAUUAGCAGUAUUAGAUGGAAUCCAUAGACUUCAUCCUAGCACUCUGGCUGUUAUUUACAGAUUAGUACAAAAUCGGGAAUUACAAAUGCACGAUGGAAAACGUCUAAUGGCGGCUGAACAUUAUGAUGCGAUUAAAGAAAAAUUUCAAAAAACUGAUGACGAAAUGAAUAAUUCCGGAAUUUUGAAAAUUCAUCCAGCAUUCAGGAUUAUUAGUCUGGCGGAACCGCCAAUGUUGAAUAGUUCAGUUGGACAAUGGUUGAAUUCGGAAUUACUAAGUCUUUUCCUAUUUCACGAAAUGAGACCUCUAGAUGAUACUGAAGAAAUCCAUGUUAUUCGAUCAAAGUAUGGAGAACCAAGCAAGGAUCUUUUAAAAAUUAUAGAAUUAGCUCAUGUAUUACGUUCAUCAACUGAUCCAACACUACAAUCUAUAUCAAGUUCCUUGAGUACAAGACAACUUUUUAGAAUUGCAGCAAAAAUGAAUAAAUUUCCAAACAGUGAUGUUUAUGAUAUAGUGCAACGUGCCUGUUUAGCAAGAUUUCUACCAAUAUUAACAAAACAGACUUUGGAGAAUUGUUUAAAAAAAUUAGAAAUCAUCCCCAAGGGGAAAGAUUUUGAUACGAAAAUAGUUUGCAAAGUUGAUGAAGAAAAUGUGACAAUUGGUGAAACAACAAUGAAACGAUAUAAGACGAAUGCACUUACUAAAAUUCCUGAUAUUCUCUUUUACAACGUUCCUCAGCAUUUGACUCUCCUUGAGAAUUUACUGCAAGAUUUUAGCUUGGGACAGAAUUUAUUACUUGUGGGUAAUCAGGGAGUUGGUAAAAAUAAGAUAGCAGAUCGUUUACUACAAUUGAUGAAUAGACCCAGAGAAUACAUUCAGUUGCAUAGAGAUACUACUGUACAAACUUUGACCAUACAGCCAAUGGUUAAAGAUGGUGUGGUUGUUUAUGAAGAUUCACCAUUAGUUCAGGCUGUUAAAUUUGGACAUGUUUUGGUCAUCGAUGAGGCUGAUAAGGCACCAACGCAUGUCACUUGUAUUUUAAAGACAUUAGUUGAAUCUGGCGAAAUGAUAUUGUCAGAUGGACGAAGAAUAGUUCCUUCCGAUCGGAUUGAAGAAGCUUCUGAUUUAAUAGCAAUGCAUCCAGACUUUAGAAUGAUUGUACUUGCCAACAGACCUGGUUUUCCAUUUUUAGGAAAUGAUUUCUUUGGUUCUUUGGGUGAUUUAUUCAGUACUCAUUCCGUUGAUAAUCCUACAGUUGAAAAUGAAAUUCAAUUGUUGAAACAAUAUGGUCCAGAUGUCGAUGAUAAAAUAAUUUACAAACUUGUAAAAGCUUUUGGUGAAUUAAGAAGUAUGGCUGAUCAAGGACUUGUUUCUUAUCCUUACUCCACCAGAGAAGUCGUAAACAUUGUGAAACAUUUACAGAAAUUCCCGAAAGAAUCCUUAAACAGUGUUGUACAGAAUGUAUUCGAUUUUGAUCGAUAUUCACCUGAAGUGUUCGAUACACUAAUAUCUGUUCUUCACAAACAUGGAAUUCCAAUCGGAACGAGUUCUAAAAAUGUGGAAUUAGCUAAAGAAAUUCCUUUGCCAAAAUUAAAAUUCCACGGCACUUGGAAUAUAUCAAAUAAAGAGAGAACAAUAACUGUUCAUGAGAGAUUUGUUAAAUUGAAAACAAUCGCAAAUCAAAAGAAACGAUUGCACAUUUUAGAUAAAGUAGAAGCCCGAUCGGCUUGGUUUACUGAAAUGUUAAGUUACUGGACAAUUCCAAUUAAUAAUACGGGAGUUGUUUCUGCAUUGGCUGUUACGAAAGGUUUUAAUAAAAGUGGAGUAGAUGAUAAAUUUCAUGUGCUAACUACAAAUCCACUGUCAGUUUUCACAAUGACUAGAGAAUCGGAAUAUAUUCAGGAAAUACCUCUUCAAGGAUUGAUAACUCCAACUAUAGGAAAUAAACCCCUUUAUACAAUUGCGCCAGAUAAAAGUGGAAAUCUAAUUAUUCACGAAGCAACGUCGAAUACAAUUUUGUCAGUGAAUUUAGAGCAAGGAAUUGUGAAUAAUUUACAAUUAUCCUCGUUCAUGGAUAUGGCAAGUGAUAAAUUUUCCCAGACGUUUAGAAACAAGGAUGUUAUUUGGAAGUUGAAAACCGAUUUUCUAAUUUCUGAUGAUUUGUUGAUUUUAUUUACACCCUAUGAUAAUAAUAUAGAAAUUGUUAAUUUGAAUAAAAUGGCAGCUUAUUCAAUGAAUCUUCCAUUUCCAAUAGAAUCAAUUUUACCCGCAUUGAAAGAUAGAUGGCUAAUUCAAAGUAAUUCUAACAAAAUGUAUACACUUGUUAAAUCAUCAUCAGCUAAUCCAUGUCCUAAUGUUCUAAAAAGUAUUGAAGUAGCUGGAACAAAUGAUGAAAAAAUAGGAGUCUUUGUAUCUUGUGGUAAAGAUAAUCUUCGUGAAGACAUUCUCAGUAAUGCUUUAAAGAGGAAUAUUAAUUCACCAAAUAGACUUUUAGCUGAUGAUAAAAAUUUUGCGACAAUUAUUGUUGGAUUUCCGGAAUUAGAUAGCGCGAAUGAUGUAUUUUUUUGGCCUCGAAAGGAGAAGAGGAAAAUUCCUGGUCAACCAAUUAUCACUGAUAACGGACAAAUUGUACGUACAGUUUCUCCGAAUCUUGUACCAAAGGGAAUUUUUCCUGAUGAAAAGAAACCAUUAGAAGUCUCUGCUUACUUCGAAAUUGUGGACACUUCUAAUCAUAAAGUUAGAUAUCUUCCAAUACCUCAACCAGUAAAUGUGUCACCAGUAACACAAUGGCUCUAUACACAAGAACUUCCACUUUACUCUGCACUAACUUCUAAUGAAGGUGUUGUGACUGUCGAUGCCGGCGGUUGCGUCCGCUUGUGGGAAACUUCCUUAAUCAACAUUGAAAAAUCUUUGGGAGAGUGGCGUAAAAUGGUAGGCGGUGAUGGACAACGUUUGCAAUUAACUAAGGAAAGAUAUUCAGGAUUAGAUAUCAGUGGUCCUAAACAUGGUAAAAUUGAUCACAAUGAUGAACCUCACGUUGGUGGGAAUACUUGGGCUGGUGGUACUGGAGGAAGGGACACAGCUGGUCUUGGAGGAAAAGGAGGACCCUAUCGUUUAGAUGCUGGCCACACGGUUCAUCAGUUGAGCGAUGAAGAGAAAAAUACUGUACCGGAACAUAUUAAGAAAGCUGCUAGAGAAAUGGGAUUAAAAGCAUUUAAACAACGUCUAAAAGAUAUUAGAAUGAGUGAAUAUGAUCAUAACCUUUACAGCCAAUAUAGUGAUGCAGUUCGGAAAGAAGUUCAAGCCCUCAGAGUUGUUUUAGGAAGUCUUCAAGCAAAAAGUCAUGAGCGCCAAUGGUGGAGGCAUCAAACAUCAGGAGAACUAGAUGAUACAAAGUUAAUUGAAGGCUUAACUGGAGAGAAGAAUAUCUAUCGAAGGAGAGCUGAGAAAGAACCAGAAAUUGGAGCUCCUCAAUUAAAACCAAAACGAUUAAAACUAGUUGUCGAUGUGUCUGGCAGUAUGUACAGAUUUAACGGAUACGAUGGUAGAUUAGAUCGAGAAAUGGAAGCUUGUAUUAUGGUAAUUGAAGCUUUCAAUGGAUAUGAAGAAAAAUUAAAAUACGAUAUAGUUGGCCAUUCUGGAGAAGAUUAUAAUAUUGUUUUCGUGGAUCAUUCACAACCUCCUGCAGAUAAUAAACGAACAUUAGAAGUAAUUAAGACAAUGCAUGCUCACUCGCAAUUUUGUAUGUCUGGAGACAAUACUCUUGAGGCAACGCAACACGCGAUUGCCAGUUUGGCGAAGGAAGAUUCCGAUGAAUCAAUAGUUGUUGUACUUUCGGAUGCAAAUUUAGAACGUUAUGGAAUUCCAGCCGAACGAUUUGUUAAAGUUCUAACUUCAAAUUCAAAUGUCAGUGCUUACGCAAUUUUCAUAGGUUCACUGGGCAAUCAAGCCGAAAGAUUGAUGACAAAAAUGCCUUCUGGAAAGGCAUUUGUGUGUAUGGACUUGAAGAAUAUUCCCCGAAUUUUACAACAAAUAUUCACCGCUUCCGUCUUAAGCACAUCUAAAUCGAAUUAAUUUGUAAACAUUAUUGUUAAAGAACUAAUUCUGUGAUUGACAAUUUUUAAUUAAAUACAGAUGUGAAUAAAAACAUCCAUUAUUUGUACAUAACAUUAUAAAUAAAAAAUUAGAUUACAUCAGAU
Molecule: messenger RNA, 5969 nt
Organism: Leptopilina heterotoma
Lineage: Eukaryota; Metazoa; Arthropoda; Insecta; Hymenoptera; Figitidae
Gene: c12.2
Product: von Willebrand factor A domain-containing protein 8
Exons: 19
Coding region: 307-5844 (1845 amino acids)
Cellular component (GO): cytoplasm
Molecular function (GO): ATP hydrolysis activity; ATP binding
Source: RefSeq, a predicted model, not a curated record